Messenger RNA from Eupeodes corollae, 3413 nucleotides. Its product is annotated as fez family zinc finger protein erm. Lineage: Eukaryota; Metazoa; Arthropoda; Insecta; Diptera; Syrphidae. The coding region runs from base 743 to 2461 and encodes 572 amino acids. The transcript has 2 exons. The record is from RefSeq and is a predicted model, not a curated record.
CGACAUUUUGUGUACCCAUUGCUCAAUGCUCUGCUCAGGUUGCUUUUGUGGAGCUCCCUUGAAAUGACGUUUCACGAUGAAUCCUUAAAAAGGACAUUAGCAAGAAAAAAUACACAAAUGUAAAAGAAAAAAAAACACAAGCAAAAGACAACAACAACGACCAAAAUGUAGUGCUCUUCUCUUAUUCUUCUACCCCUAGUAAGCGCCCCCUGGCCAAAUAGAGUGCUGUGAUUCUGAUUGAGGGUUGUUUUUAAUCCCGAUAAUGUUUUACGGACGGGUAGAAGUAGAAGGUAAACGUCAUCCUCAUAGUCAUAGUCAUUCUCAUCAUGGUGGUUGCUACUCUUGCUCUUUCUAUAUUUUGUAAGGAUACAUCACCAAUUUUAAAGCAUUUCACAUCGGGAUCUGUUCGAGUAAACAACGAAUGAGGGAGCGCGGUUCAUGUUGAUUCUGUGUUUUUCCUUACAAAUAUCUGUGUCGUGUGAAUUGUUUGUUUUCAUUUUCAAAAAGAAAGGAUACUAAUAAAUCUACCUUUAUUAAAUCUUUAAUAUAAAAACUGUUUCUUUUUUUUUACUUUGGUGAAAAUCUUGUUUGUUUGAUUAAUAUUAAAAUAAACCAGUACCAGUUUUGAAUAUUGUUUAAGAGUGAUACCUUCGGAUAAUCGGAAAAUAAAAAUAUAAAAGACGUUCUUGAACAAACAAGUGGAAGAAGGAUUGGAUUUAAAUCAAGUCCGCCCGUUUGAAAUAUGGUUUACUUUAGUCCACGUGGAAUGCAGCCGUGUAGUCCAUCCGGUGUUAUAGCCAUGAUGCCACCAUCAAAAAGCCCAACUAUGGAAUCAGCUGCCAGUCAAAGAGCCGCAACAUUAAAUUCUGAAACUCUAAUGGAGUCAAUUCGGCCAGUCAACCAGCGUUCGUGUCCGCUGAAGUUUUCCAUUGCGAAAAUAAUGGAACCUGAUUCGAAAACUCACUGCGAAAGAAGUAAUAGUCCCGUGCCGCUGGAAGUUCAUAGUCAAGCACCACCACCACCGCCACCGCCAGCUCAUCAGUCGGAUGACAGAGACAGAACCAAUAACUCCUCAUCCGCUGAUAAUGACGCUGCCGCUGCUGGAAGUGAAUUUGUUAACUACGAUUCGGCGUUUAAGAAAUAUGUUCCGACGGCAAGUUCUGCAGUGCAGCAGUUUGUCAGUAGUCGACAUCAGGAAUUGCUCAAUCAAUACCCACUCCUCUACUAUCCCGGUCAGCUGAUGUGUGCUGCUGCAGCAGCUCAAUAUGCCGCCCUGACGCAGCAGCAUAGUGCCUCUGCACUUCUAGCUUCGACAGGGGGUGCUCCUAGUUCAUUGCAUUUGAGCAGUUUCACAGCAUCGCUGAGCAGUUUGCACAGUCAGAAUCUGAGGAGAAGUCUUAGUUCUAGUCACCAUUCCACCCAUCACCACAAUCCAGUUCAUAGUCAGCACCACCAGGAGAAGGUUAUCCACUCGAGUCCACCAUCAUCAGGGGUAAAGUCUCCCAUCAGCGACCAUUCGAAGGCUUCUUCGACUCGAUCGGUUUCUCCAUCGAUGGAAGCCACCAGUCCCGGCGGUUCGUCGUCGACGAAUAAACAAAAGACGUUUUCUUGCCUGGAGUGCGGAAAGGUCUUCAAUGCGCAUUACAAUCUCACCCGCCAUAUGCCAGUACACACUGGAGCCCGCCCCUUCGUGUGCAAGAUCUGCGGAAAAGGAUUCCGACAGGCGUCAACUCUGUGUCGCCAUAAGAUAAUCCACACCGCCGAAAAGCCACACAAGUGUCAGACCUGUGGCAAGGCUUUCAACCGGUCCUCUACCCUGAACACCCACACCCGUAUCCAUGCGGGUUACAAGCCAUUUGUCUGUGAAUACUGCGGAAAGGGCUUCCACCAGAAGGGCAACUACAAGAACCACAAGUUGACGCACAGCGGCGAGAAGGCUUACAAGUGCAACAUCUGCAACAAGGCCUUCCACCAGGUCUACAAUCUCACCUUCCACAUGCACACUCACAACGACAAAAAGCCCUACACUUGCAAGAUCUGCGCCAAGGGCUUCUGCCGGAAUUUUGAUCUAAAGAAGCACAUGCGGAAGUUGCACGAAGUCGGAACAGGAUCCGGCUCCUCCGGACGAAAUCACCACAGUCACAAUCACUCCCACCACCACAGCCAUCAGAUGCAUUCGCCGUCGUCUGUCAGUCGAUCGUCUGAUGCAGGCUCUCCACCUAUCAACGUAACGACCCCACCGCCACUAGGAGACCAUAGCAAUGCCGCAGCAGCUGCAGCAAGUGCGUGGCACGCCACAGCCGUAUCCAGUCUCCAUCACAACGGCAUUUCUCCACUGCGAGCCGCAGAGUACUCGAGUUCGUUCAUCCAUUUGGCCACAGGUGGCUCUGGAGCUGGCCCAAAUGGUGGAAAUGGUGGACAGAGGAUGGACCAGGUGCCGUUCAUUGCGAAAGUUUUUUGACACAGGUACUAUGCGGAUACGCUAGCGUCGGCGACAAAGAGCAUUCUAAUCGAUUGACUUCGAGUAACCAGCAAGAUGAGUGCACUGAGGUCAGUUCACAAUAGGCCUCGAGCUAUGAUAAGGGAGGCCACAACUGUAUCAAUUUAAUGAAUCUCUGCUCCGGCUUCGGCUUCGGCUUCGACUUCUGCUUUGGCUUAGACUUUUUCUCGUCUCUGCCACCACCUGUGUGAUUGUUCGCGAUGAUGGGAUUGAAUCGGGAUCAGCACUUUUGUGAUCCACCGAAAAACAUAAAACAAACUUAUCACAAUCAAAAUGUGUCCCUUUACCUUGUUCUAACUGUGACUGCACUCUCUAUUUCUCUUUGUAUCUCUAAAAAAUGAUGUGAUCUAAAAUAAAUUAUAAACAAAAUAAAAAAAAAACAAAUUAUAUAAUGUGCAAUAAAUGUAUGAAAACAAAAAAACACACAAAAAUAUAAAAAAAACCAAAACGUUGAAUAAACUUUUUUUCUCGAUUUCAUAUUAAAUCGAACAAAAAUAUAAAUAAAACUAAAAUUAAUAUAAAUAGUUAAAACAAAAAGCAUUUAAAUAUAAAAAUUAAUUGCGUUUGAUGUACUAAAUGUAGUAAGUAACCAUAUUUUCAACACCACCAUCCACCGUCUUGAGAUGGAUUGUACAUCUAAUCUAAAUAUAUUUAGAAUUUAUGCAGAAAAUACGUUUGCUAUAUUAUAUAUAUAAAAAAAUGUAGAUUUAUUUGUUAAAAAUAAAUAUUAAACAAAACAUGUAAAAAUUUGUAAUUCAUACAUAUAGUCGAAGAAUUAUUAUUAUAUAAAUUAGGAUAUAGUAUUAUUGUGUGUUAUUAUAAUUAUAAAAUAUAAAUUAAAUGUGUACUGGAACGAAGGAAAUGAAUUUAGAAAUAAUAAAAAUUUUAAAUAAAAAAAAACAAAAAUAGGAAU